This is a messenger RNA of Cydia strobilella, 1501 nucleotides long. Its product is annotated as RNA-binding protein 34-like. The record is from RefSeq and is a predicted model, not a curated record. Lineage: Eukaryota; Metazoa; Arthropoda; Insecta; Lepidoptera; Tortricidae. Bases 218 to 1402 code for a protein of 394 amino acids. The transcript is spliced from 6 exons. Gene Ontology annotation, molecular function: RNA binding.
AGUGAGAAAGAGAAGAAAGAAAACAGUUUAAAAUAAUUCUUGUCCCAUGCCCAUGCUUCUCACAUGUUGCAAGCAUAAUUGAAUUAAACUACAAAGUAUUUCAUCAAUUACACGUGAAUUUUACUGGUUUUGUUCUUUGAAACAAAGAGAUUGAAGCGGACUUUUCAACACAAAAGGUUACUGCCGAUUUUGGUUCAGCGACAACACAAUCACGAGAAUGGGUGAACCACAAAGCCGUAAACGCAAAUUCAAAGGAAAUACUAAAGCUAAUAAUAAUGAAGUCAGAGAUGUAGAAGUGACUGCCGAAGAUAUAAAUGAAAAUGAAGUUAGCAAAGUAACUAAGAAAGCUAAGAAAAACAAGCUAGUAGAAAAGCCUGCUGAUAUAAAUGAAAAUGAUAUUAGUGACGCUAAAACUAAGAAAAUGAAGUUUGUAACAUCAAAUAAAGAGGCAGUAUGUGAAAGUGACCUGAACAAACCUAAAAAAAAGAGAGCUAAAAAGAAUAAAGAUAACAAAUCUGGUGACAGGUUACUGGUUAAAACAGAGAAGAUUAGCGAUGUAAGGGAAUCUUCAAAAACAGUCAAAGGUGGUUUGACUGAGGAAAUGUUAUCAAAGUAUCCCAUCCUUAAAGAUAAGGAGUUGGUGGAGAGGUUUAUGGCUGUCAGUAUGUCAAACAAUCAGAAAGGUCGUGUCCGGUCAACCUUUAGAGACCGUCUCAAAGGCACCUCAGAUGCCAUGCUAGCAGACGUCAUCCACACCAAAAUGCAAGCCAUCCUCAAACUGCCCGAACAAACCGACUCCGCCUUGAGGAAACUUAGAAUACUAUACAACAUGUUGAAGACCGCCGUUAAAGGGAAGAAAUUUAUUAAAAAAGAGCCGGUAAAGAAGAUACAAGAAGUUAAAAAGAUAAAAGAAAAUAAAGAUGAAAAGGAAGAUAAUGGUGCGGAUGAAAGUAAAAAAGAUAAGAAACAGGAGCAGAAAGUGAAGGGGCCUAAAAGAUAUGUCGUCUUUAUAGGGAAUUUACCUUUGGAUAUCAGUAAAGAUAAGAUAUCAGAACACUUUUCCGACCUGAGCAGUCAGAUCGUAAGCGUGCGAAUACCCAAGCCGUUGGAGAGUAAAAAGAGCGCCAUUGCCUACUUAGAACUCAAGGAUGAAAUUAGCUAUGAAUUAUCACUGUCAAAACACCACUCCAUGCUAGACAACAAGAGGAUCAACGUGUUGUACUCCACACAGAAAAACUCCAAGAUCAGCAAAACUGAAGCCAAGGGUAAGGCAGCAAAACUAGUGGCUAUGCAGAAAUCCGGCCAACUGGCCGGCAGCAUAUCUCAAAAUAAGAAGAGGAGUGCGCGACGCAAGAAGAUGAAACUGGCCCAGAAAGCCCAGGAGGCUGAGAGGGGAGUCUGAGCGUAGUGUGCGUUUCUAACAAGUUUAUUUUUAAGGUGUCUACAUAUGAAUGUUUUAUUUAGUAGUUGACUAUAUUAUAUUGUAUUUAUUAAGUUUUAA